Messenger RNA from Bipolaris victoriae FI3, 2064 nucleotides. RefSeq lists its product as hypothetical. The record is from RefSeq and is a predicted model, not a curated record. NCBI's taxonomy places the organism in Eukaryota, Fungi, Ascomycota, Dothideomycetes, Pleosporales, Pleosporaceae. Bases 1 to 2064 code for a protein of 687 amino acids. The transcript has 2 exons.
AUGGCAAGCAUCAAUAAGACCGAUGAUAAAAUACAUGGUUUCGACAUUGUAGAGGCCAGCAUCCAGGACCACCUCGAUGCCCUCAAUUCGGGCAAAACAAGCAGUGUCGACCUAGUCGUUGCAUAUCUAAACCGUAUUGCCCGCUACGACACAUGCAAAGGCCUCGGUGCCUUUACUGUAUUCAACAACAAUGUCCUUGAAGAAGCAGCAGCCUCUGAUGCACGUCGCGCACAGGGUUUGGAGCCACGACCCCUGGAAGGCAUACCCUACACGAUCAAAGACAGUUACAAGGUCGUUGGGAUGACGGCAACUGCAGGAUCCCCUGCACUCAAAGGUGUCAUGUCAAGUGAGGACUCUGCAAUUGCAAAGAAGCUGCGGGAUGCAGGAGCGGUUCUGAUUGGCAAGACAAACAUGCCUCCUAUGGCUGCGGGGGGUAUGCAACGCGGAAUGUAUGGUCGCGCAGAAUCGCCUUAUAAUUCAAAGUAUCUUACAGCAGCCUUCUCCUCUGGUUCCUCGAACGGAGCAGGAACCUCGGUAGCGGCAAGCAUGGGGGCAUUCGGUAUGGGCAGUGAGACUGUUAGCAGCGGGCGCAGUCCAGCUUCAAACAAUGCCCUCGUCUGCUACACGCCAUCCAAAGGACUACUGAGUUGCCGGGGACUGUGGCCGUUGUAUGUCACGUGCGACGUGCCCACACCGUAUGCGCGCUCAGUUAGUGAUAUGCUGGAGAUUCUGAAUGUGAUUGCUACACCGGACCAAGAUACAACAGGAGACUUUGUGCGAGAACAAAAGCAUGUGCCAAUACCCCAGCCCCCUCGGAUAGACUACACGACUCUGCGCAGUGCUCAAGCAUUCAAAGGAAAACGGGUUGGUGUUCCAAAAAUGUAUGUCGGCCAGAAAGACUCGGAUCCAUACGCAAAGCCUGCCUAUAUUUCACCAGAGGUCAUUGCACUGUGGGAAAACGCAGCCAAAACUCUUCAAAAUCUAGGCGCAGAAGUCGUUUACACCGACUUUCCCCUCGUUACAAAUUACGAAAACGACUCUGUAUCCGGUGAAGCCAACAACGUACAAGGCCAACCAGCAAACUGGAACCUCAUGGAGCGCAGUAUCCUCAUCGCACAAGCCUGGGACGCCUUUCUCGUGCAAAACAACGACGCUAGGAUUAAAUGUCUAGCAGACAUUGAAGAUUCGGCAAUGCUAUUCCCCAAGCCCCCAGACUACAAACCCGACACCUUUCUCGAAGUCCGCAACUGGAUCGAUUACGCCGGUCUCCCCAAGCUCGUUCAAACCAACAGUAUCCACGAGGUGGAGGGCUUAGAACAAGCUCUCAAGGCGCUCGAAGCCCAGCGCAAACGCGAUCUCGAAGACUGGAUGGCUACUCACAAGCUAGACGUCGUUGCAUUCCCCGCCCAAGGCGACGUCGGCCUCGCAGAUCUAGAAUUCAAUCUCGGUAGCACAACGCACAGCCUGCGCAACGGCGUCAAGUACUCCAACGGGAAUCGUGCGAUUCGCCACUUGGGCGUGCCGACCGUCAGCGUGCCCAUGGGCGUCAUGGCCGAAAAGAAGAUGCCGGUUAAUCUUACGUUUGCGGGCCAGGCGUAUCAGGAUGGAAAGUUGUUCGAGUUUGCGUAUGCGUUUGAGACAGCGACGAGGGCGCGGGUUGCCCCGCCGCUUACGCCGGGGGUGCCGACGGAUAUUGCUGCGACGGCGGUGACGGCUGAGGCGGCGGCUGAACCGGUGGUAGCGGGUAUUGAUGUCAAGGCGGAUGGGCAAUCAACUUCUGGAAAUGCUUCAAUGGUAGUGCAUGGUACGCUGCACAACGCUGUGUCACAAACCAGUAUCCAGGUUUUCGUGGAUGGACAACGAGUAGCCGAUUUGACUACGGAUAAUAUCGAGUGGUCUGUUACGCAUAGCCAUGUGCCCGAGAGACCACCAAUUCUAGGCUGGGACCUUCAACCGUUGCCGCCUAGGGAUGUCAUGGUUCUCGUUGUUGUGACGAGAAAAGGUAACGGCGAGGGAAGUGGAAAGAGAGAGGCUAGAUUGCUUUGGGUGCCGUUGGAGAAAUAG